This is a messenger RNA of Phoenix dactylifera (date palm), 3640 nucleotides long. The record is from RefSeq and is a predicted model, not a curated record. Lineage: Eukaryota; Viridiplantae; Streptophyta; Magnoliopsida; Arecales; Arecaceae.
ACGAAAGCAGGGCAAGUGAACGACGUCUCUGCUUUGCUCGCCAUUGACUUGACCCCGGCUCAGUCUUCCGGCGAACGAGAUAAGGAGGAGGCGAGAAGGAAAGCCAAAGCCCUCUUCCUUGUUUGCCGUGUCUGAUCCGAGCAGAGCAAGGAGGAAGCCGAGGUUGUGGAAUGGCGAGCGCUUUCCUCUCUUCCAUCCUAUCAAAAACCAGCCAUGUACUGGGCUGUGUUCGCAGAUGGGCAGUCUCUCCGUCUUCAUCAUCGGAUCCACGCAGCAGUGUCUUGGAAGAUCUGAAGGAGCUGGAGAGAACAUUGAGGAGGAUCAAGGCAGUGCUCCAUGACGCGGAGGAGAGGGAGAUACGAGACGAAUCCGUCAAGCUCUGGCUGAAGGAGCUUAAAGAAGUGUCUUAUGAAGCAGACGACAUGCUGGACGAGUACCAGUACGAGGUACUGCGAGCCCAAGUGGAAGGUCGAGCUUCCCGCAAGAGGAAGCGAGUGGAACGGGACGAUCAGGAAGAGGUUUCAAUUCCGGACGGCAUGGGGGAUAGAAUCAGAAAGAUUAGGGAGAGGUUCCAUGAGAUUUCGCAGGAUCGGGAACGCCUCUGUUUAAGAGAGGAAGAUGGAGAGCAACGGGUCCUCGAAGCUCCAUACCCAGCACCAACCAGCCACAUGGUGGAUGAGUCGAGUAUUUAUGGAAGGGAACGCGACAAGCAGGAGGUAAUUGAUUUGCUGUUUUCCGAGGGUGUGGGAAAUGGUGUCUCCGUCAUUCCGAUUGUCGGCAAGGGGGGACUGGGAAAAACCACCAUCGCCCAGCUGGUCUACAACGACUCCAAGGUAAAAGAAUAUUUCGAUCUAACCGGAUGGCUUUGUGUAUCCAAUGAUUUCGAUGUUCCAAGGCUAACAAAGGCCAUCAUUGAGUCUCUUACUCGAAGUUCAUGUGAUCUUACACAACUAAGCACGCUUCAAGAUACUCUCAAGGAAAAGCUGAAGGAUAAGAGAGUGUUGCUCGUGCUCGACGAUGUCUGGAAUGAUCAGCAAAGCCGUUGGGAAUACUUAAGAAACCCCUUCGUUGGAGCAGAAACAGUAAGAAUUAUCAUGACCUGUAGGAAUGAUUCGGUCGCCGAGAUCAUGCAGACAGUGCAUCCUUAUCAUCCUCGCUGCUUGUCUCCAGAGCAGUCUUGGUCAUUAUUCAGGCAUUAUGCAUUUGGCGGUCGGGACCCUGAAGAACAACCACGCUUGGCGGAUAUGGGUAAACAGAUUGUCGAGAAGUGUUCCGGUUUACCAUUGGCUGUGAAGUCAAUAGGAAGCCUUCUGAGAUAUAUGGCAGACGAAAAGAGCUGGAUGGAUGUCAUACAAAGUGAUGUAUGGGAAGUCGACGAGAAUAUUAAUGAGAUUUUGCCAGCUCUUAGAUUAAGCUAUAGUCGCAUGCCAGCACGUCUUAAACCUUGUUUCAUUUAUUGUUCCAUGUUUCCAAAGGAUUAUCAGUUCGACAAAGAUAAAUUAGUCCAAUUCUGGAUGGCGCAAGGUUACAUCCCAUCUGGAGAUAGAAGAAGAAUGGAAGACAUUGGCAAUGAAUAUUUCAUUGACUUGCAAAGAAGAUCGUUCUUUGAUUCCUAUUGGUCUAAGUUUUUUAAGAUGCAUGAUAUGAUACAUGAUCUAGCAAAAUCUAUUGCAGGAAAUGAGUGCUGGGCAAUUGUUGAUAAGAAGCUACCCAGUCUCCCCGAUAAGCUUCGCCAUUUAUAUGUGAGAGAUGAAAAGGAAUUUGGGAAAUCACUGCUUUCGUAUAAUAUUAGCGCCUUACGGACCUUCUUAAUACAGCCUCAGCUUGAAUUUUCAGCAAAAUUAUGGGUUCCGAAAAGAUCUCAAAUAGAAAUUCUAGAAUUAAUCAAGUGUUUGCUGCUACUAAGAUGUUUACGGACUCUAGAAUUUUGUUGGGAAAGGGAAGAUGAGAUCCCAGAGUUACUCGGUAACCAGAAGCACUUGCGCUACUUACGCAUCACAUCCAACAAAAUUGAGAAGCUCCCUGAAUCAAUAUGCCUCCUUUAUCACCUACAGACAUUGGAACUUGAUUGCCCGCAACUUGUAGAGUUACCAGAUAGCCAAGGCAACCUCACCAACCUACGAUACUUACAUAUCACAUCCAACAAAAUUGAGAAGCUCCCUGAAUCAAUAUGCCUCCUUUAUCACCUACAGACAUUGGUACUUGAUUGCCAGCAUCUUUCACAGUUACCAGAUGGCAUAGGCAACCUUACUAACCUCCACCAUCUACAAAUUCCGAAAAGGCAAAUUCUCUGUCUACCAGCUAGGAUUAGAAAACUAACAAAUCUUCGGAGCUUGCUUGGAUGUUAUAAAGUACAAGGUGGGAUAGGAAUACUGAAGGACUUGCUGAACCACCAAACUCUUAUCAUCUCAGGGCUUAGGAACAUGGUCAACAUAGAGGAUGCCAGGGAUGCCAAUCUUAAAUAUAAGCAUAAACUCAACACGAUGGUGCUAGAUUGGAAUGCGGUUGACUGCAACUAUGAUCUGAAUCAUGCAGAGAAAUAUGACAAAUUACUACAUCUAGUAGCUUUUUCAGAGGAAAAUAAGGAUGUCCCAGCCGAUGAAGAAAGGGAGGAAGCCAUGCUCGACUAUCUCCAACCUCACGCCAACCUCAAAAAGUUGGUUAUAAAUGGGUAUGGUGGUUCCAAGUUUCCAGAAUGGGUGGGAGAUCCUUUCUCCUUUGCAUCACUUCAAGACAUCCGUGUAAUCAGUUGUGAAAAAAUAAGCUCCCUUCCUCUAUACAUUCAUGACUCUCUUGGAAAAUUAGAUGCACUCAUACCAAAAUCCACGCUUGAAGGGGUGGUCAUUUCUGGUUGUCGGCAACUCACAUCCAUAGCAGGGCUACAUCGUCUCCACUCACUUACACACCUGCAUGUUCAUGAUUGUCCUCAACUUCAAUUCUUAUCAGAGGAAGGACUGCCAUCUAAUCUUCAAGAUCUGAAUAUUGAGGAGUGCCAGCAGUUGACAUCACUGCCAAGGAUGCAAAACCUUACUUCUCUCGACUGUUUAAAUAUAAGAGUUUGUCCUCAACUCCGGCUUUUAUCAGAGGAAGGAUUGCCAUCCAAUCUUCAACAUCUAUAUAUUAUAGAGUGCCAGCAAUUGACAUCGCUGCCAGGGAUGCAAUACCUUACUUCUCUCGAAAAAUUAAUUAUAAAAGAUUGUCCUCAACUCCAGCUCUUAUCAGAGGAAGAACUGCCAUCCAAUAUUCGAUAUUUACAUAUUGAAGAGUGCCAGCAGUUGAUAUCACUGCCGGGGCUCCAAAAUCUUACUUCUCUUGGUGCAUUAACUAUUAGAAAUUGUCCUCAACUCCGGCUCUUAUUAGAGGAAGGACUAUCAUCCAAUCUUCAAUAUUUGCAAAUUAAGGAGUGCCAACAACUAAGAUCACUGUCGGGAUUGAGUAACUGGGGCCAAAUACAAAAUAUCAACUGCAUUCCCUUCAUCCUAAAUUUGAAGUACUCCAAUUGAUUACUUGAAGUCUUAGACGGAGUGCCAACAACUAAGAUCACUGUCGGGUCGCUUCAGGCAAGAAGCUGAGAUCCGGGUUGAUAGUCACGCUUAUCUGCUCCCAUCCACGCUUAUCUGAUUCUCUUUUCUUCCCAAAA